Papaver somniferum (opium poppy) is the source of this 1971-nucleotide messenger RNA. RefSeq names its product probable leucine-rich repeat receptor-like protein kinase At1g35710. The record is from RefSeq and is a predicted model, not a curated record. Gene Ontology annotation, molecular function: protein binding. The coding region runs from base 1 to 1971 and encodes 656 amino acids. NCBI's taxonomy places the organism in Eukaryota, Viridiplantae, Streptophyta, Magnoliopsida, Ranunculales, Papaveraceae. The transcript has a single exon.
AUGUCCCAACGAGCAAAACUUUCAAGUGAUACUUUACUGUUGUUAUUACUGUUGUUUUCAUCUUACAGUUUCUUUCGUUUUGCAUAUGGUUCUUCUCUUUCUUCAACUGAUAAGAAGCAACAGUUACAAGAAGUAGAUGCUCUUUUGAAAUGGAAAUCAAGCCUUGUGAAGCAAACUCAUUCUCUCCUUCCAACUUGGAAGAUAAAUUCUACUGCGAGCACGACGACUCCAUGCAGGUGGUAUGGAAUCACUUGUAACAAAGACGGAGGCGUCACCGAAUUGAAGAUAACAGGUUUGGGUUUACAAGGUACGCUGCAUGGUUUUAACUUCUCAUCUUUCACCAAUUUCGUUAGCCUUAACUUGAGCUACAAUACACUCUUCGGUACCAUCCCGUCCCAAAUCAACAAUAUUCCAAAACUCACCUCCCUUGAUCUUUCUGUCAAUGAAUUUUCUGGACUUAUUCCACCAGAAAUAGGCGCUCUCACAAGUCUGCAUAAGUUACAUCUCUCUAAAAAUCAAAUUAGUGGUUCACUGCCUAUUUGUAUAUGCAAUCUGACUAAGUUGACUAGUUUAUCAGUUUAUGAAAAUCAAGUCUCGGGAGCUAUUCCACAAGAUAUCGGAAGGCUAAUUUUUCUUACCUUCUUAGCUUUGUCCGGCAACAAGCUCACUGGUUCAAUCCCCACUUCUUUAACAAAUUCGACGAGAUUGGACGCUCUUUAUCUGCAUGAUAACCAACUUUCUGACAUCAUUCCUCGAGAUAUAGGAAUGCUAAGCUCUCUUACACUCUUAUCAAUUCAUAAUAACAAUAUGAGUGGGUCAAUCCCUGUUUCUUUAACCAAUUUGACUCGCUUGAACACUCUUACCCUAUAUCAUAACCAACUUUCUGGAAUAAUUCCCCAAGAUAUUGGGAAACUACACUCUCUUACAGGCUUUGAUUUGUCAGAGAACAAGAUCACUGGUUUGAUUCCUACUUCAGUAUGCAAUUUAACCAACCUGGCCUAUUUAUCAUUUUUUAAAAAUGGGCUUUCAGACAUCAUACCUCGAGAAAUUGGUGGGCUAAGGUCUCUUACUGUGUUUUCUUUGUACAGUAACAAUCUCAUAGGUUCAAUCCCUGCUUCUCUAACCAAUUUGACUAUCCUAGACACUCUUUCCUUAUGGGAUAACCAACUUUCUGGCAUCAUCCCUCAAGAUAUAGGAAGGCUUCGCUCUCUUACAAUCUUUGAUUUGUCGACAAAUAAUUUCACUGGUCCAAUCCCUAUUUCUAUAUGUCACUUGGCCAACCUCACACUUUUAUCAGUUUUUCGGAAUCAACUUACUGGUGUCAUCCCUCAAGAUAUUGGAAAGCUAAGGUCUUUAGAUACCUUAUAUAUGUCUGUAAACAAACUCACUGGUUCAAUACCUGCAUCAGUGGGUAAUUUGAGAAAUUUAACUCUUUUAUCUCUUUUUACAAAUGAGUUAAAUGGUUCAUUACCGAUAGGAAUAAACAAUCUAACGCUGCUGAAUGAACUGAGUUUGGGCGAUAACAAGUUCUCUGGUUAUUUACCCCAAAAUGUUUGUCAAAGCGGAAUUCUUGAGCAAUUUGUAGUAAAUGAUAACCAUUUCACGGGUCCUAUACCAAGAAGUCUUAGAAGUUGCACCAGUCUUAGGCAUCUAGAUCUUACAUCUAAUGAACUGGUAGAUGAUGUAACGGAGGCAUUUCACGUGUAUCCGCAUCUAUAUAGGCUCGGUGUGGGUAACAAUAUGUUGUAUGGUGAACUUUCAAAAGACUGGGGGAAAUGUCAAAAUUUGACAGCCAUUUCUUUCGCAGGCAACAAAAUCACUGGUAAAAUACCAUCAGAAAUGGGAAACUUGAUGAUUUUAAGUCAACUUUAUCUUUUUUCAAAUAACUUAGUAGGAGAAAUUCCUAAGGAGUUGUUGAAAUUAUCUUCAUUGAUUGAGUUAGAUUUGAGUAAUAAUCAACUUUCCGUGUAG